Molecule: messenger RNA, 2482 nt
Organism: Macroventuria anomochaeta
Lineage: Eukaryota; Fungi; Ascomycota; Dothideomycetes; Pleosporales; Didymellaceae
Exons: 4
Coding region: 139-2307 (722 amino acids)
Cellular component (GO): Ino80 complex
Source: RefSeq, a predicted model, not a curated record
CAACGUUUCUGACCCAUGGCCCUGCGAUUCGCGUUAAUCAAAUCGGACACUUGUGAUUGAGAGCUGGGAAGCUGCGACGCGACCUGUCCUUACCUCUUUCGAAACCUUGCACGACCAACGGCGAUUGCGACCGCAGCCAUGGAAGCGAGCGCGCCGCCUCCAGAGCCCGACUCCAGGAACAGCUUGCGACACAUUCUCGCAGCAGACCCCAGCAUGGACGAUACAAAGCCCUCGCCGUCGCAGGCCAACACGCCGGUCCCUGAUGACAGUGAAGCUGCAGCGCAGUCGCAGGACGGCUCGAAGACAGCCGCCGAUCCUGAUGCCAUACCAAAUUACACAGCAACCACUACGACAACGCGCCGCAAUGCGAAUGGCAGUGUGUCAUCUGUCUACAGUGGAAAUAAGAUCAAGCACCUGAAGAAGGACGAUGGCAUACCGCUAUGGCGCAAGGACAUCCAGUACGAUUUCCUCAAGCUAGUCUUCGAGGACGACACGCGCGCAUUCACCAAGCAAUCAGACAAGACGGGUGGUCAUACGUUCGCAGAUAUCUACCUUGAUGCUAUGGCGAAGAGCAGCAAGUGCAGCAAGAUACUGAAGGACAAGCUGUUGACAGAGCGCCCGGCCGCCAUCAACAUGGCCAUGGUGUGCUUGCUGGUCAAUGUGGGGCGCAUGAACACUACCCUCAACUUCUUCCCCGAGAUGCGAGCACAGCUACGAACCUACCACUCGAUCCCGUCCCUCCAAGCCCACCAAGAUCCAAACGCAUACAAACAGCUGCAGGAUGCACCACGGCUGAAGUCGAUCCUCAAAGGCGCAACUGAAGACCAAGAGCAGCCCAGCACGAUCGAAGAGAUCAUGUCUGCGCCUAUACCACGAACAAACCCUGUCAACCUGAUAUUUGUACUGUCUCAAUAUGCGCCCAAGAUCUCAGAACUGCACUUCUUCCCACCACGCGACUUCUUCGACCUCGUCAUGCGGUCGAACCUGAGCAGUAGGAGUAGGGCAACUGCCUUUCUAUGGCUCAUGUGGUGGUAUCUCGAGAGCGACUUCUCCAAGAAGGCUGCAGAAGAGAACCCCUUUGGACCAGGACAAUACGGCCCAGCUGAUGACCCUGCAACGGCGGAGUUUCCAAUCAAGUGUCCAGCGUUCGACUUCUUGACCCCAGAACAGGAGCUAGCAGAGAAUGUGGAUACAAAUGAUGAGAAGAACUUCGGCGAGAUCAAACGCAAGGAGAGGAUAGCUAUAUUGGCAAGUGACAUGGCUCCUGUCGUGACGGGACCAAAGCGCACAAACAAGAAGGUCUUCAAUCAGAACCCUGUCUUCUCGGUUGUGGCAGACGACGGCGCCUCGACACCUGGUAGAGAUAGGCAGUCCACACCAAACGGAUCUGUCAAAGGUCGCGGAAAGCUAGGCAAGUCCAUCAUAGAGCGAGAUUAUCCGUCAGAUACAGAUCGCACACGAUCAGUCUCACCGCCUGCUAAAGCUACACCAAAUAUGCGGAUCAAUACGCUUCUCAAUGACGAUGCGCCAAUGUCUACACCAGCUCCUAGCAAAGGCCCUGGUCGUGGCAACUGGUCGCGUACUAAAACCGGCACAGGAGGGCCCCGCAACUUCCGCUCAAAGCUCGACGCAAGCGCUUCCCAAGACGGGCAAUCACCCUCUGGCAAUGCACCCACCUUCUCUGGGCCACACGGCUUCUACCUCCCAUUGAACGGUUCAGACCCAGCCCACAAGCGCACGCGUCCCCUCACGCAACACCAACUAGCCGUCGAGCAGUAUCGUCGACGACGUGUCGAUGUGAUCCUCGAUCGCGGCCUACGAGUUGAAUACAAGGCUGCUGCAAAGCGUCGCCGCAAGGCAAAUCCUUUCAUGCGGGCCUGGAUCCGCUGCAAAGGCAUGGCAGAUGGCUACGACACAGACGAAGAGAACAACACUCCUGGCCACAACUCUCAAGAUACGGAUCAUGGCACCAACACCCCACCACCCAUGCCUGCUGGCCUUGUUCCUUUGGACUUUGGUGGCGAAGUCAACGAUCAUGGCGAGGAGAGCUACUACCGUGGCAAGAUGCUGGGUAGAGCAUUACGCCGCCUUGAUCGCUGGGAGAACGGAAAGAGUGGAGCUAGCUCGAGGACGAGAGGGCAGCGGUAUGUGGAAGAUAUGGAAGAGAGGACUGAGGACGAGGACGAGGAUAUGAUGGAUGCAGAAGAGAUGGAGAGGAGGGAAGAGAUGGACUCAGAAGAGGAAGAUGAGGAUAUGGAAAGGUACGACCCAAACACGCUACCACCGCUGCCGAGAGUGGGCGUCUAGGAUAUGUCUCAGUAUUUGAGGUAAGCAUUGGCGUUCAGGAGCAGAGGUUCUAAAGGUCGUCACUGGAUAUGCGUUCAAGUUAUGUAUGAACAAACUUGUGGAAUGCAGGUCUGCCCGACUUUUGUCGAGCAGAGGCAUACAGUCAUGGCGUAUGUGGACAUAAUACCUGACCAAG